AUGUCCCGCGAGGACGCGAUCGCCCGAGCGGAAGGUCCACCGUUCACCGACCUCGAUCCACCGUUGCUCGCGUCCUCUCUGCGCACGCUCCAAGGCAUGGCGUUCACGCGAACGACGCCCGUGCAGGCGGCGACGAUUCCUCUGCUCGCGACGCACAAAGACGUCCUCGUCGAGGCGUGCACGGGGUCGGGGAAGACGCUGGCGUUCGUGUUACCCAUGACGGAGAUUCUCUCGCGAUCGGUGGGAGGGAUGCGACGGCACGAGAUCGGUGCGGUCGUCGUGAGCCCGACGAGAGAGUUGGCGCGGCAGAUACACGCGGUGGCGACGCCGUUCGUGGAGGCGAUGUUGCGAGAGAGAGGGGAGUCGGGGGUGGAGGGGCGGGCGACGAUGCUACUCGUGGGUGGCACGGACGUGAGUAAGGACGUGGGGGCGUUCGCGGCGAUGUCGCCGUUGGUGUUAGUGGCGACGCCGGGACGGCUGUGGGACGUGAUGCAGCGGAGCAAGGAGUUGGACGCGAAGAAGUGCGAGCUGUUGAUCUUGGACGAGGCCGAUCGGUUGUUGGGGAUGGGAUUCAUGACGACAUUGAAUAAUAUUAUAUCUCGAUUGCCGAAGCAGCGAAGGACGGGCUUGUUCAGCGCAACGCAGACGGAGGAAGUGGCGGAGCUCGCGCGCGCAGGUUUGCGGAAUCCAGUGAGAGUUACAGUGAGGGACGCGCUCAACGCGGCGGCUAAGGCGGCGGGUGAGAAGACUGGAAAGCUCCCAACACAGUUACAACUACUCUAUCGCGUAUGUCCGAUAGACGCCAAGCUUUGGCACUUUGUGAACUUUCUCAAGGAGCACCGCGAGUGCAAGUUGAUUGUCUACUUUUUGACGUGCGCGUGUGUGGAUUUUUAUGAAUCUGCGCUCAAGGAGAUGUUACCGGAAGCGAACGCGAUCGCAUUGCACGGAAAAAUGAAGCAGAACGCGCGAGAAUCGGCGCUGGUUAAGUUCACGGAGCUAAAGUCCGGUAUUUUGAUGUGCACCGACAUCGCGGCGCGCGGUUUGGACAUACCGGGCGUUGAUUGGAUCGUGCAGUUUGAUCCGCCGCAGGAUCCCGCGGCAUUCAUCCAUCGUGUCGGGAGAACCGCGCGCAUGGGUCGCGAAGGUAGUGCUAUCGUCUUCUUAUCUCCAAACUCUGAGGCGAGUUACGUGGAUUUCUUAAGGAUUCGAGGCGUGGAUAUCAAGGCAGCUCCCGGGACCCGAGAGUACUACGCCGAGGCAGCAGCCAAUGACGGUGACAAUCAAGAGAUCGAGUUACCGUCUGAUAUCGUGGACGCUCUGGAACAGUCUGAGCGGGACGAGCGUGAGGGCGCGGCGCACGCACACGCGGUGUUGAGAAAAGCGAGUGAAUCGAAUCGAGACAUCAUGGAAAAGGGUGUCAGAGCGUACGUCUCAUACAUUCGCGGGUACAAGGAGCAUCAUUGUAGAUUCAUUUUCCGGUUCAAAGAGCUCGAGUACGGCUCGCUCGGAAUGGCCAUGGGCCUGCUUCGCCUUCCUAAGAUGAAGGAAAUUCGUAAGGCACCCAAGAAGUUCAUGGAGAGCUUCGUCGAGUCCUCCGUCAACGCCGACACAGUAGCAUUUUCCGACAAGGGACGAGAGAAGCAGCGUCAAAAGACGCUCAAGGAGCAGGAAGAGGCGGCCGCCGCGCAACGAUUACUCGAUGAAAACAAACCCAAAGUGAAGAAGGAGAAACCAGUCAAGGAGGAGAAGCGGCUCACCGCCUUUAAGCGCCGCAAGCAGGAGUCACUGGAAGACAUCGAAGAGAUGGAGGACGACUAUCGCGCGCUGAAAAAGCUAAAAAAGGGUAAGAUGACUGAGGAAGAGUUCGAUAUGGAAAUUGGAUUCGAGGAGGAGAAACCAAAAUCGAAGACGAAUAAAAAGUCGCAAUAA
Molecule: messenger RNA, 1929 nt
Organism: Ostreococcus tauri
Lineage: Eukaryota; Viridiplantae; Chlorophyta; Mamiellophyceae; Mamiellales; Bathycoccaceae
Product: Helicase, C-terminal
Exons: 1
Coding region: 1-1929 (642 amino acids)
Cellular component (GO): nucleolus
Molecular function (GO): nucleic acid binding; ATP binding
Source: RefSeq, a predicted model, not a curated record